This is a messenger RNA of Capsicum annuum, 768 nucleotides long. RefSeq lists its product as uncharacterized. Lineage: Eukaryota; Viridiplantae; Streptophyta; Magnoliopsida; Solanales; Solanaceae. The transcript has 4 exons. Bases 1 to 768 code for a protein of 255 amino acids. The record is from RefSeq and is a predicted model, not a curated record.
AUGGCCGAGUUUAUACCUGAAGAUGUCUGGGAAAGCUACCAACGACUUUGGGCAGAUCCAAAGUAUGUUGACAAGUCAAAAAUAAAUGCCCAGAAUCAUCGUGACAGCAAAGAAGUCACUGCUGGAACUCACACGAAAGGAUCUAUCUCAAUUGGAAAGUGCCGAAAGAGACUUAUAAGUUCUAAAUUUCUAUUUUCAUGUGUUAAUAUGUGUAUGUGUGCGUCUAUUUAUUUUGGGGCUGGUGGUGGUUUCCUGUUGCAAAUCAAGUGCGCUGCUGAAAUGGGUCGAGAUCCGACACCAAGUGAGUUACAUUUGCAUGUUCACACACAUGGUCAUGAUGGAAAAUCUUUCGUUGAUAAACGUUGCCGAAUCAUCCAUGAAAGAUUUGAAGAAAUACUGCGAGAAAAAACAUUAUCAGAAUAUGUUAUUGAUCAAAUUAAAGCAUAUUAUCAAGUUGCCGGAGGAGAAAAGGAGCGAAAAGUAUUUGGUCUUGGAUCUGAAGCCCAAGGCUACUACGAGCAAACUCUUUGUGUUUCUUGUGGAAAGACUUCAUCUUCAGCUUCACAUGAAUCGGUACCAGCUGCAGAUUUAGAAUUGGAUGCGUUUGUGACGCAAUUGAUUCCCGCACUUAAAAAUCAAUUUAUUCCUAUUGUCAUUGAGGAGGUACAGAAGCUGGUUUCUUCACCAUCAGUUGUCACACCUCCGACUACUACUUUGGACGAUCUUGAUUCCUUAGAUGAAGAUUGCAAUGAUCUUGAUCAGUUGUGA